Molecule: messenger RNA, 1207 nt
Organism: Frieseomelitta varia
Lineage: Eukaryota; Metazoa; Arthropoda; Insecta; Hymenoptera; Apidae
Product: cAMP-dependent protein kinase catalytic subunit 1-like
Exons: 1
Coding region: 1-1044 (347 amino acids)
Biological process (GO): peptidyl-serine phosphorylation
Cellular component (GO): cAMP-dependent protein kinase complex; nucleus
Molecular function (GO): cAMP-dependent protein kinase activity; ATP binding
Source: RefSeq, a predicted model, not a curated record
AUGAAUCAGGAACAACAGCUAGCGUUCUCAGAAUACGGGAAGAUACUGGACGAGCUGAAAUUGAUGUUCAUGGAGAAGUGGAAGAGUGACAAACGCGACAAUAUUACAAUAAACGAUUUCGAACGAUUCCGGACCAUCGGUACUGGAGCGUUCGGCCGUGUCAUACUCGUCAGACAUAAACCAACGGCCACGUUUUAUGCCAUGAAGAUCCUGGAUAAAGCGAAGCUCAUAAAGUUGAAGCAGGUAGACCACACGUACAACGAGAAGAGGAUAUUACAGUGCGUGAGGUUCCCUUUUAUCAUCUACAUGGAAUACUGUUUCAAGGACAAUUCGUACGUGUACAUGGUACUGCCGUAUAUCAACGGUGGCGAAAUGUUCACGCAUCUAAGACGAAUGGGAAAAUUCGACGAGUCUUUGGCGCGUUUCUACGCUGCCCAGGUCGCACUCGCGUUGGAAUACCUUCACCAUUGCAGCCUCGUUUAUAGAGAUUUGAAGCCAGAGAAUAUUUUAAUCCAGAAUACCGGCUACCUCCGAGUGAUAGAUUUCGGGUUCUGCAAGAUGAUCGACGGUAGAACCUGGACCUUGUGCGGCACUCCUGAAUAUCUCGCGCCGGAAGUAAUCUUGUCGAAAGGCUACGGCAAGUCUGUCGAUUGGUGGAGUUUCGGUGUUUUAAUUUACGAGAUGAACGCUGGUUAUCCGCCGUUUUACGCGCGAGACCCAAUGAAAAUAUACGAGAAGAUCGUCUCUGGUAAAUACAAGUUUGCCCAUCAUUUUGGCGAAGAGUUGAAAGAUAUUUUGAAGAAUAUACUGCAAGUGGAUCUGACUAGGAGGUACGGGAAUUUGAAGGGUGGUUCCACGGACAUAAAAGCGCAUAGAUGGUUCCAGUCGACCGACUGGAACCAGAUAUAUCAUCAGAAAAUACAACCUAGUUUCAUACCGAAGUGCCCGACGCCGGAGGACACGAGCAAUUUCGAUGUCUACGACGAAGAACCAUUAAAAAUAUCCACGGCGGACCGUUACGCCAAAGAAUUUGAAAACUUUUAAUCGAACUGAUUGCGAAACACCGUUAAUUUAACGGCGAGGCAUAUCUUUGGAGAUACAAGGAUGAAGAAUGUAUGCUACUACAAUGGAAGUGCAUCACGCGAAACAACUUAAACGAGCAUUUGGUGUAUCCGUCUUCGUCUUUGAACAGAGUUUGCAUAUUACC